CUACACUAACUAGAUUCAGGAAAAUCGCAACAAUUUUAAUAAUUGCAGUACUUUAAUCCUCGGUCACCCUUCGCCUGCUUUCAGUCACGUGACUCACGGACGCCCGCGUGACCUUUGCGUACAAGCGCAGCACCAAGCUAUGGCUCAAAAUAGUGCUAAAGAAGAUGAUUAUAGUAAUAAAGAGCCGCUGCCGGACAACAAAGUGCCCGAAGAGCACAAAGCAGCGGCGGAGAGUAAGCGGAAGGAAGAGGAGUUGGGCUACAGCUUAUACCCCGAGCGCAACAGCAGCAAGUACAAGCAGGGCUCGAUCGGAGAGAGUCUCUUCACCUUUAAACACAAGUGUCAAAUCAUGCUGCAGUUCGCCAUGGACACUAGUCCUUAUGCUAAACUCCUGUUGGGUGCCAUGAAGAGCUCCGGCUGUACAGUUUAUAAAGACAGACAUUUCUCCUGUGAGGACUGUGAUGGGACCGUCAGCGGAGGCUUUGAUGCCGCUACCUCUCAGAUCGUUUUAUGCCAGAACAACAUCCAUCAGCAGGCUCACAUGAACCGUGUGGUGACGCACGAGCUCAUCCACGCCUUCGACCACUGCAGGGCCCGAGUCGACUGGUUCAGCAACUUCAGACACCUGGCCUGUUCAGAGAUCCGAGCUGCCAAUCUGAGUGGAGACUGUUCAUUCGUCAACGAAAUUUCCAGAUUUAACUUUGGCCUGAAAGAGCACCAUCAGGCGUGUGUUCGGGGCCGAGCGCUGCGCUCCAUCCUCGCCGUACGCAAGGUGAGCCGAGAGGAGGCGGAGCGAGUGGUUGACGAGGUGUUUGACAGCUGUUUCCAUGACCACGCCCCCUUCGGCCGCAUCCCACACAGCAAGAAAGACGCCAAGUUUGCCCACAGGGAUUACGAGAACCGAGACCGAUACUACGCAAACCUCUGACGGCUCUGUUCGAAACACAUCGGUGCUUCAGUAAUGCAAUCAAGACCAACUGACGGAUGAGAGACGACAGAAGUAUAAUAAACUGUGCUGUUCGUUCAUGUUCACUACAUGCUGAAGGAAAAAUUAUGAGCACAUACUUGCCUUUUUCAUCACUAAAUGUUUGACAACACGAUCAGUGGUGUUCUCCAUCUGAGCAUCAGUUUGAAAGGGACGGAAUUAUUUAUUGAUGGUUUGAUGAUCAAAUCUAUCUUUGUAUAUGAUUGUACAGGUUUUUAUGAGUUGUUCUUGCAAACAUUCAGUGUUUAUGGAGACUCAGGUUUCUAUAAUAAUCUGAGAUCUGCACAAAAACUGAAAACCUUUCAAUUCAAAUAAUGGAGAAUUAAAUAAACAUUAUUUUAUGUGA
Labeo rohita (rohu) is the source of this 1331-nucleotide messenger RNA. RefSeq names its product ATP23 metallopeptidase and ATP synthase assembly factor homolog (gene atp23). Gene Ontology annotation, cellular component: extrinsic component of mitochondrial inner membrane. Bases 140 to 928 code for a protein of 262 amino acids. Gene Ontology annotation, molecular function: metalloendopeptidase activity. The record is from RefSeq and is a predicted model, not a curated record. Gene Ontology annotation, biological process: mitochondrial proton-transporting ATP synthase complex assembly; mitochondrial protein processing. The transcript is spliced from 6 exons. NCBI's taxonomy places the organism in Eukaryota, Metazoa, Chordata, Actinopteri, Cypriniformes, Cyprinidae.